Molecule: messenger RNA, 582 nt
Organism: Lindgomyces ingoldianus
Lineage: Eukaryota; Fungi; Ascomycota; Dothideomycetes; Pleosporales; Lindgomycetaceae
Exons: 3
Coding region: 1-582 (193 amino acids)
Source: RefSeq, a predicted model, not a curated record
AUGGUCGAAGCAAUCUACAGUGUGUGGGUCGUAUACGGGAUCGUUGUAAAGGCAGAUGAAUCGCGUCAGGCUCGGAAUCCGGGUAUCACUCCAUCUAAAGGAUCGGCUGUAUCAAUCCCUCCACUUUUCACCCAUUCACCUUCUCCUUCCGAUUCACUACCACCGCUCCUAGCGGAGGCCACACCCUACCUGUCAUUCGCAAAGCCCGCUGUGAUGACAGCAUAUACCUUCAUCGAGUCCUCGAGGUCUUCAAUAUCCUCCUCAUCAGUUCAUUUAGCGACUUUUACUCCUUCUGCACCAACGGUCAAACAGACGAAGGGGCUUAGUAACGAAGCAAAGGUUGGCGUUGGUGUAAGUGUCGGUGUUCUUGGUUUUGUGGUUGUGUUUGUCGGAGUCAUCGACGCAUGUUGUCUUAGGGGAAAGAGGAGGGAAAGGGGUGUCGAGUAUGCCCGUGGGGAAGUGGAAAGAGGCACUAGCAAGGAAACCGAGGAACACAUUGUCCUGGAGAGUAGAGUUGAGGUCGUAUUCGCCGAUGAAGAUGAAGGAGGCAGGAAUGGCAUAUCGCUUGCGCGUAGAGAUUAG